CUCACCUGCUGUAAAGCUCUCCAAAAAUAAAAUCACUUGAAGAUUAUUCCUGUCUUUCCAUGAUGUAAAUGAAGCUUGACAUUUCCCCUAAUGGGCAUUUAAACCAUGGACCUUAAAAGAACUCUUUGGACUGACCUCCUAAAUUGGAUUUAGCACUGCUGGUGCUGAGCUGUGAAAGGAUUAUCAUUACAAAGGUAGAGGGACAUUUUCAAGCAAGAUUCCUACCAUGAGAAUUACGACCACAUCCUGCCUUUGCCCUGUCUUGGUCUGCCUCUGCUUUGUUCAGAGGUGCUAUGGGACAUCUCAUCAUAGUUCAAUGAAAGUGACUAAAAAUCAAACCAAGCACAUAGAAGGGGAGACUGAGGUGCACCAUCGGCCAAAGCGAGGAUGGGUCUGGAACCAAUUCUUUGUUUUAGAAGAACACAUAGGAGCGGAGCCUCAGUAUGUAGGAAAGCUUCACUCAAACUCUGAUAAAGGGGAUGGAUCAGUCAGGUACAUUCUUACUGGUGAAGGGGCUGGGACUAUAUUUCUCAUUGAUGAGACCACAGGAGACAUCCAUGCCACCAAAAGUCUGGAUCGUGAAAAGAAGGCACACUAUGUAUUGCAUGCACAAGCCAUUGAUCGCUGGACAAACAAGCCUCUGGAACCGGAAUCAGAGUUUAUUAUUAAAGUGCAAGACAUCAAUGACAAUGCGCCUAAAUUCACAGAUGGUCCGUUCGCUGCCACUGUACCGGAAAUGUCUGACGUUGGUACCUCCGUUCUUCAGGUGACAGCUACAGAUGCAGAUGACCCGACUUAUGGAAACAGUGCCAGGGUUGUGUACAGUAUUCUACAGGGACAGCCCUACUUUUCUGUUGAUCCCAAAACCGGUGUCAUCAGGACUGCUUUAGCCAACAUGGACCGGGAAGCCAGAGAACAGUAUUCUGUUGUCAUUCAAGCCAAAGAUAUGGCCGGACAGAUUGGAGGACUGUCGGGGUCGACUACAAUAAAUAUUACUCUAACUGAUGUCAAUGACAACCCACCCAAAUUCUCCCAAAAAAAUUAUGAGCUGUAUGUACCAGAAUCUGCUCAAGUUGGCAAAGCCGUUGGCAAAAUUAAGGCAAAUGAUGAUGAUACUGGAAUUAAUGCAGAGAUAAAGUACAUCAUCACAAAUGGAGAUGGGGCUUCGGUUUUCACCAUCUCAACUGACAAAGACACUAGGGAAGGCAUCAUUUCACUGAAAAAGCCGUUGAACUACGAGAAAAAGAAAAGCUAUAUUAUCCACAUAACAGGUGCAAAUCCACACACAGAUCCUCGGUUCUCACACCUUGGACCAUUUAAAGACACAACUACUUUGAAGAUCAUAAUUGGAGAUGUUGAUGAGCCGCCUUUGUUUUCAAUGACUUCUUAUGUGAUGGACGUGUAUGAAAAUGCAGAGAUGGGGACUCUGGUAGGAGCAGUCACAGCACAGGACCCUGACCGUUCCAACAGUCCGAUCAGAUAUUUAAUUGACCACAGCUUACAUGGAGAUAGGUAUUUCAACAUAGAUGCCAACAGUGGAGAGAUUACGUCUGCAAAAACCCUUGACCGAGAAGAAAUGCCAUGGCAUAACAUCACAGUGAUUGCUUCUGAGGUUGACAACCCCAGUCUCCUUAGUCACGUUCCAGUUUCCGUUCAGGUUUUGGAUGUCAAUGACAACCCACCUGAGCUUGCCAGCGAUGAUGAUGUAGUUGUUUGUGAAAAUUCCAGACCCGGUCAGGUAAUUCAAACAAUAAGUGCAGUCGACAAAGAUGACUUUGCAAAUGGACCAAGAUUCUUCUUUUCUCUUGCUGAUGAACUUCCCAAUAACCCUAACUUUACACUGCAGGAUAAUGAAGAUAACACAGCCAGUAUUUUGGCAAGAAGACGAAGAUUCAGUCGGGUAACUCAAGAAGUGUAUUACCUACCAAUUGUGAUCUCGGAUGGAGGUAGCCCAUCCCAUAGCAGUACCAGUACCCUUACACUCAGAGUGUGUGCCUGUGGGAGAGAUGGGAAAGUGAGAACUUGCCAUGCAGAACCAUUUCUGUCCUCUGCUGGACUAAGCACAGGAGCCCUUAUUGCCAUUCUACUUUGCAUCAUCAUUCUGCUUGCCAUUGUUGUACUAUUCGUUACACUGAGACGAAGCAAGAAGGAGCCACUGAUUAUUUCUGAGGGAGAUGUCAGAGAAAAUGUAGUUACUUAUGAUGAUGAAGGAGGGGGGGAGGAGGAUACAGAAGCCUUUGACAUCAUAACGUUAAGGAACCCAGCAGCAGCAGAAGAACUGAAGUUCCGAAGAGAUGUGAUGCCAGACAUACAGAGGGUUCGGAGGCACAGCCCACCGUUGGUCCUUGAUGGGGUGGAUGUACAUGAGUUUAUUAAGCAAAGACAGAUAGAAGCCGACCUUGACAACAGUGUUCCUCCUUACGAUUCUCUUCAGACGUAUGCAUACGAGGGUCGUGGAUCACCACCGGGGUCAAUCAGUUCUCUGGAUUCAGCAACCACACACUCUGAGCAGGAUUAUAAUUACCUUUGUGACUGGGGACCAGAAUUUCUAAAACUGGCAGAACUCUUUGGAGAAGAGUCACAACAAACCACUUAGCUUGUGUUACUGUAAAGCAAAAUCGCGAGUUAACAAAAGAAAAAAAGCUUCAGAAGUUGUUCACUUUUACUGUAGAAACAAGUGCCCUUUUCAUUUUUUGAACUUGGGUUCUACAAGUGGAAGAAAGGAAACCAGAUUUUGAAAAUACAAAAAAAAAAAAAAAAAAAAAAAAACAGGAAAUUAUUUUCCCUGGUGUAUAUUUUUUAUUGCUGAAUAAAGUCCAUAGCUCCACAUAAGUAAAUAUAU
Messenger RNA from Polyodon spathula (Mississippi paddlefish), 2842 nucleotides. RefSeq names its product cadherin-18-like. Gene Ontology annotation, cellular component: adherens junction; plasma membrane; catenin complex. Bases 227 to 2596 code for a protein of 789 amino acids. The transcript has 11 exons. Gene Ontology annotation, molecular function: calcium ion binding; cadherin binding. The record is from RefSeq and is a predicted model, not a curated record. Gene Ontology annotation, biological process: homophilic cell-cell adhesion; multicellular organism development; cell-cell junction assembly. Lineage: Eukaryota; Metazoa; Chordata; Actinopteri; Acipenseriformes; Polyodontidae.